Parus major (Great Tit) is the source of this 7271-nucleotide messenger RNA. RefSeq names its product integrator complex subunit 1 (gene INTS1). Gene Ontology annotation, biological process: U2 snRNA 3'-end processing. Bases 124 to 6774 code for a protein of 2216 amino acids. Gene Ontology annotation, cellular component: integrator complex. The record is from RefSeq and is a predicted model, not a curated record. Lineage: Eukaryota; Metazoa; Chordata; Aves; Passeriformes; Paridae. The transcript has 47 exons.
UGGCGGCGGUUCCGCUUCCGUGUGGCCGCGGCCGUCGGUCGGUCCCUGCUGUCGGUGCCUGGUGUCUGUCCGUCGGUGCCCGGUGUCGCUCGGUCCGUCCCUGGGCCGGUGCUCGGCGGCGCCAUGAACCGGCCGAAGGCGGCGGCCGUGCGGCGGCCCAGCGCCGUGCCCAAGCCCUCCGCCCACCCGCCGCCCGGAGACUUCAUCGCGCUGGGCUCCAAGGGGCAGAGCGGCGAGGGCAAGGCCGCCGUCACGCUGCUGAAGCCGGCGCCGCCCGGGCUGCCCUCGGAGCGCAAGCGGGACUCGGCCGCCGCCUUGGCGGGCCCGGCGGGGCUGCCCGGGCUGGCCAAGCGCCCCAAGCUCUCCUCCACGCCGCCCCUCAGCGCCCUGGGACGCCUGGCAGAGGCGGCAGUGGCGGAGAAAAGAGCCAUCUCGCCCUCCAUCAAAGAGCCGUCUGUCAUCCCCAUCGAAGUCAUCCCCACGGUGCUGUUGGAUGAGAUUGAGGCAGCAGAGGCAGAAGGCAACGAUGACCGCAUUGAGGGGGUGCUGUGUGGAGCUGUGAAGCAGCUGAAGAUGAACAGAGCCAAACCUGACACCACUCUGUACCUGAGCCUUAUGUACCUGGCAAAAAUCAAACCAAACAUAUUUGCCACCGAAGGGGUUAUCGAGGCACUGUGCAGCCUACUCCGGAGAGAUGCCUCCAUCAAUUUCAAAGCCAAAGGGAAUAGUCUUGUGUCUGUCUUGGCAUGCAACCUUCUCAUGGCAGCUUAUGAAGAGGAUGAGAACUGGCCAGAGAUCUUUGUCAAGGUGUACAUUGAGGACUCCCUUGGGGAACGCAUCUGGGUGGACAGCCCUCACUGCAAGACAUUUGUGGAUAACAUCCAGACAGCUUUUAACACAAAGAUGCCUCCUAAGACCAUGCUCUUGCAUGGAGAAGUUGGACGUAGUGGAGGGGACCUUAGUGCUGGGAGUAGCCCACACCCUUCCAUGACAGAGGAGGAGGACAGCCAGAGUGAGCUGCUGAUUGCAGAGGAGAAAAUGAGCCCAGAGCAGGCGGGCCAGCUCAUGCCCAGGUAUGAAGACCUUGCAGAGAGUGUGGAGGAAUAUGUCCUAGACAUGCUUCGGGACCAGCUGAACCGGCGCCAGCCCAUGGACAAUGUCUCCAGGAACCUCCUCCGGUUGCUGACAGCCACCUGUGGGUACAAAGAGGUGCGUCAGAUGGCUGUGCAGAGGCUGGAGAUGUGGCUGCAGAAUCCAAAGCUGACCAAACCAGCUCAGGACUUGCUGAUGUCAGUCUGUAUGAACUGUAACACUCACAGCUCAGAGGACAUGGAAGUUAUCUCCAACCUGAUCAAAAUUCGUCUCAAGCCAAAAGUCCUUCUCAACCACUACAUGCUGUGUGUCAGAGAGCUGCUGAAUGCACACAGGGAUAACCUGGGAACCACCAUUAAGUUUGUGAUUUUCAAUGAACUAUCAAAUGCAAGAAAUCCCAACAACAUGCAGAUCCUGUAUACUGUGCUUCAGCACAGCUCAGAGCAAGCUCCUAAGUACCUGGCAAUGGUGUUCCAGGACCUGCUGACCACCAAGGACGAUUACCUGCGAGCUUCACGGGCUCUGCUGAGAGAGAUCAUCAAACAGACAAAACACGAGAUCAACUUCCAGGCCUUCUGUCUGGGUCUCAUGCAGGAACGGAAGGAGGCCCUGUAUGCAGAGAUGGAAUUCAAGGAGCGGUUUGUCAUCCACAUAACUGACCUGCUAGCUGUCUCCAUGAUGCUUGGUAUCACAGCCCAGGUGAAGGAGGCAGGAAUUGCUUGGGACAAAGGAGAGAAAAAGAACCUGGAAGUGCUACGCUCUUUCCAGAACCAAAUUGCUGCUAUCCAACGUGAUGCUGUCUGGUGGCUGCACACAGUUGUUCCAUCUAUCAGCAAGCUAGCUCCAAAGGACUAUGUGCACUGCCUCCACAAGGUGCUCUUCACAGAACAGCCAGAAACCUACUACAAAUGGGACAACUGGCCCCCUGAGAGUGACCGCAACUUCUUCCUUCGCCUGUGCUCCGAGGUGCCCAUCCUGGAGGACACCCUGAUGCGCAUCCUUGUGAUCGGAUUGUCGCGGGACCUGCCCCUGGGCCCCGCCGAUGCCAUGGAGCUCGCCGACCACUUGGUGAAGAGGGCUGCAGCUGUGCAAGCAGAUGAUGUUGAGGUCCUGAGGGUAGAAAGAAUCCAGCUGAUCGAUGCAGUCUUAAAUCUGUGCACUUAUCACCAUCCAGAGAAUAUCCAGCUACCUCCAGGGUACCAGCCUCCAAAUCUAGCUAUUUCUACUCUCUACUGGAAAGCCUGGCCUCUCCUGCUUGUAGUGGCUGCAUUCAAUCCUGAAAAUAUUGGUCUGGCUGCAUGGGAGGAGUACCCCUCUCUAAAGAUGCUCAUGGAAAUGGUCAUGACCAAUAAUUAUUCCUAUCCUCAAUGUACCUUGACGGAUGAGGAGACACGCACAGAGAUGAUUAAUCGUGAACUUCAAAUCUCCCAGAGAGAAAAACAGGAGAUUCUUGCAUUUGAGGGUCAUCUGGCAGCUGCAUCCACAAAACAAACAAUUACAGAAAGCAGCAGCCUCUUGCUGUCCCAGCUGACAAGUCUGGACCCUCAGGGCCCCCCUCGCAGACCUCCACCACAUGUCCUGGAGCAGGUGAAAAGCCUGAACCAGUCUCUUCGCUUGGGCCACCUUCUGUGUCGCAGUCGCCAUCCUGACUUUCUUCUCAACAUCAUUCAAAGACAGGCCUCAUCACAGUCAAUGCCAUGGCUGGCAGAUCUGGUUCAGUCCAGCGAGGGCUCCUUGGACGUCCUGCCCGUGCAGUGUCUUUGUGAGUUCUUGCUUCAUGAUGCUGCUGAUGAAUCGACCUCAGGUGAGGAAGAAGAGGAGGGUGAGAGUAAGGACCAGCGUGCCAAGAAACGCCAGAGACAGCAGAAACAAAGGCAGUUGCUUGGACGCUUGCAAGACUUGCUGUUGGGACCCAAAGCAGAUGAACAGACAACCUGUGAGGUGCUUGACUACUUCCUGCGGCGCCUGAGUUCCUCCCAGGUGGCUUCCCGGGUCCUGGCCAUGAAGGGCCUGUCCUUGGUGCUGUCGGAAGGAGGAAUGCGUGAUGGGGAGGAGAAGGAUCACCCCAUGGAAGAAGACUCUGGUGAUUCUGAGCUGCUGCAGGGAUAUCAGUGGCUGCUGAGAGACCUCCCGAGGCUGCCACUGUUUGACAGUGUGAGAGCCACAACAGCUCUGGCCUUGCAGCAGGCCAUCCACAUGGAGACAGAUCCCCAGACCAUCAGUGCUUACCUGGUGUACCUCUCCCAGCAUGCCCCAGUGGAGGAGCAGGGGCAGCACAAUGACCUUGCUCUGGAUGUUGCCCGACUGAUCGUGGAGCGCUCCACCAUCAUGUCCCACCUGUUCUCCAAGCUCUCCUACAGUGCUGAGUCAGAUGCAGUGCUCGUGGCUCUGCUCUCCAUCUUCUCCCGCUACAUCAAGCGCAUGCGGCAGAGCAAGGAGGGUGAGGAGGUGUACAGCUGGUCAGAGUCCCAGGAUCAGGUGUUCCUUCGUUGGACUAGUGGGGAAACAGCCACCAUGCACAUCCUUGUGGUCCAUGCCAUGGUUAUUCUCCUGACACUGGGGCCACCUCAAGCAGGGGAUGGUGAUUUUUACACCUUACUGGAUAUAUGGUUCCCGGAGAAAAAGCCCCUUCCUACUGCUUUUCUGGUUGACACCUCUGAGGAGGCUCUGCUGCUCCCUGACUGGCUGAAGCUGCGGAUGAUCCGCUCCGAGGUCCCACGUCUCGUUGAUGCAGCCCUGCAGGACCUGGAGCCACAGCAGCUGCUUCUCUUUGUUCAGUCCUUUGGAAUCCCAGUUUCCAGCAUGAGCAAACUUCUUCAGUACCUGGAUCAGGCAGUAUCUCAUGACCCACAGACACUGGAGCAGAACAUCAUGGACAAGAACUACAUGGCUCAUCUUGUGGAGGUUCAACAUGAGAGAGGAGCAACAGGAGGCCAAACUUUCCACUCCCUGCUUACUGCCUCCUUACCAGCCCGCCGAGACAGCGCUGAGACUGCAAGGUCAAAAUCUAGUCCUGAAAACUCUCAGAGUCAGAGUCGGAUCCGGGCCUUGAGCCAGGUCCGUGUUCUGGGCCCAGAAGAUGAUCUGGCAGGCAUCUUUCUGCAGCUUUUCCCACUGACCCCAGACCCGCGGUGGCAGAACUCCAGCCUGCGGCCGCUGGCCCUGGCACUGCAGCAGGCGCUGGGGCAGGAGCUGGCUCACAUCCGCCAAGGGGCCACGGCCAGCGGGACCGCAGGGAGCGGGACCACAGACAGCGGGAUCAAGGACAGCGGGAUCACAGACAGUGGGACCACAGACAGUGGGACCACAGACAGUGGGAUCACUGCACGGGUGCUGCAGGCCUUGGCUGCACUGCUCAACUCCACACACAGCGGCGCCCUGGUCAUGGCCAUGCAUCGCCACCACUUCAUCUCCUGCCCGCUCAUGCGCCAGCUCUACCAGUACCACCGCUCCAUGCCACAGGACACUGCCUUCUCCUCGCUCUUCUUCAAAGUGCUCAUGCAGAUGCUGCAGUGGUUGGAGAACCCCGCGGUGGAAGACGGUCCCCUGCGAGCUCAGCUGAAGGCCUUUGCUGUGCAAUACUCCUCAAGGCACAGGAUCAGUGAUGUUCGAGGUGGCUUCUUGCACCUCGCAGAAGCUCUUUCUUUCCGUCGUGACCCUGACUUGAUCAGCUCCACAGUCUGUGCCAUCAUUGCAACCCUGAAAUCAGGAGAGAAGUGUAAUGUGGAGCCAGAGCUCAUCAGCAAAGUCCUUCAAGGUCUGAUUGAAACCCACUCUCCAUACCUGGAGGAGCUCCUGACCGUCCUCUUCUCAGCUACUGUUGAGACCACUGCCAGGUGUCCUGCCAUGAAACCAAUUGCUGUGGUGUGCUCCUUGUUGCUCCAGGACAAAGAAGAAACACCAGUAAAGAAGGAGGUGGAGAGUUGCAGUGCUGAAUCAGCUUGGCCAGGGCCUGCCUCUGGCCUUCUCAAUGACUGGCUGGAGAUGUUGGACCCAGAGGUCAUCAGCAGCUGCCCUGAUCUACAGCAGAAGCUACUGUUCUCCUGGAACAAAGCAGGGUCCCAGGUGCCCUCCUUCCGCCCGUACCUCUUGGCUCUUCUGACUCACCAGUCCAGCUGGACCACACUGCACCAGUGCAUCAGGCUUCUGCUUGGCAGGAACAGGGAGCAAAGAUUUGACCCAACUGCAUCCUUGGAUUUCUUGUGGGCCUGUAUUCACAUUCCUCGGAUCUGGCAGGGAAGGGACCAGAGAACUCCUCAGAAGCGCCGUGAGGAAUUUGUGCUCCACCUGAAGGCAUCAGAACUGAUCAGCAUGGUGGAGCUGAUCCUGGCUGAAGCAGAGACCAGAUACCAGAAUACUGAUGAGGCUUCCUGCACACUCAUCCAGUCCCGACUGCCGUUGUUGCUCAGUUGUUCUCACGGAGACCUUGAGAACGUCAAAAAAGUAACAGAAUAUUUGACCAGCUGCAUCCAGCAGUGGGGAAGCAGCUCUGUGGGGAAAUGCUGCCAGGACCUUCUGCUGCAGAUAUACCUGCAACUACCUGAGCUCCUUGUGCCUAUGCCUGAGAUGCUUCUUACCAGUGAAGGAGCCAGAGACAGCAGCACUUGCAAGCUUGAUGCCCUGGUUCACAGAUUCAUUAACCUCCUCGCAGACACCAGUGACUCCAAGUCAUCCGAAAGCCGCGUGUGGGAUGCCAAUAUGGCCUGCAGGAAGUUGGCUGUGGCUCAUCCCAUCCUCCUCCUUAGGCACUUGCCAAUGAUUGCAGCACUGCUGCACGGCCGUGUUCACCUCAAUUUCCAGGAGUUCAGGCAGCAGAACCACUUGACCUUCUUUAUCCACGUCCUGGGGAUCCUGGAGCUGCUCCAGCCGCAGGUCUUCCACAAUGAGCACCAGGCGGCACUCUGGGACUGUCUCCUGUCCUUCAUCCGUCUGCUGCUGAACUACCGAAAAUCCUCACGGCACCUGGCUGCCUUCAUCAGCAAGUUUGUCCAGUUUAUCCACAAGUACAUCACGUGCAAUGCCCAGGCAGCUGUCUCCUUCUUGCAGAAGCACUCGGAUCCACUCCAUGACCUGUCAUCAGACAACAGUGACCUAGCAAUGCUGAAAUCCCUCCUGGCUGGGCUGAGUCUGCCUAGUAAGAGUGGCAUCUUGGACAGGGGCUCUGAUGAAGAGAAGGAUGAUGAAGCAGCUGCUGGCUCUCUCCCCCUGGUCAGCGUGUCCCUCUUCACUCCCCUCACACCAGCUGAAAUGGCCCCGUAUAUGAAGAGGCUCUCCAGAGGCCAAACAGUGGAGGACAUCCUGGAGGUGCUGACAGACAUUGAUGAGAUGUCCAGACGGAGGCCAGAAAUUCUUGCCUUUUUUGCUACCAACCUACAGAAGCUGAUGAGUUCAUCAGAGGAUUCCUGCCGAAACCUGGCCUUCAGCCUGGCUUUGCGCUCCAUCCAGAACAACCCCAGCAUUGCUGCAGAUUUCCUGCCCACCUACAUGUACUGCCUCGGCAGCCGAGACUUCGAGGUGGUGCAGACAGCACUGAGGAACCUGCCUGAAUACACCCUCCUCUGCCAAGAGCACGCAGCAGUGUUGCUGCACAGGGCCUUCCUGGUGGGCAUGUACGGCCAGAUCGACACCAGCUCUCAGAUCUCAGAGGCCUUGAAGAUUCUGCACAUGGAGGCCAUGAUAUGAACAUAUGUUUCUGGGAGUUCCACUUCCAGAGGAAUUAAUUUAAUGGAUUCAUCAGCUGCAUUACAGCCCUGUAAGAAGAACCAUUGCAACCCAUGUGCUGGAGGAUCAAAGAGGUGAUGUGGCAGGCCAGACUGUGCUGGAAAAGAAGAAGGUGCUGACUGAAGAUCAGAAAGGGGCAAGGAUCGAUCUGGCUGGCUAAGAUGCCAUUAUUAUGGGAGAAAAAUCUCCUGAACAUUGUGCCAAACAGGGACCACUUCCUUCAUGGGGUCUUGGGGCAGUGGCUGUCAGUUUGUUGUUUGGGGCUUUUUGUGUCUCCAAGAAGGCAGAGGUGCUGGGAGAGCAGAAGGGAGUGAGUGAUGGCCCUUGCACUUGAAGUGUCUGCACUCUCUGUGGUGGAGAGAACAUGCAGAUUUGUGCAGGGGGAGAGAUCAUUUUGGUUUCUGGGGGUGGGUGGUUUUUUUUAUUUUAUAAUUAAAAUUAUCUUUGUUUCCAUUGUG